UAUGCCGAGCAACAGGACUGGAAUAAACAGACACAGAAAAGACACAAACAAUACAAUCUGAAUGAAAAGCAUAUGGUGAGUAUAGACAAAUAUAUUAAAAUGUUGAACUGUUGAAGAAAUAUCUGGAUGAUUAUUUGCAUAAUUAAUUUUGAAGACAGUGCUGCUUUUUCAGUCAUUCAAAAAAGAUUCAAAGUUGAUGCAUGCACCUUUGAGAGAAUAUGACUUAUGAUAAGGUGUAUUUUUUACAGCCAACAUAAGGCAAGAUCAUUUAAUGUUACUAUCCUGUUUCUAUUUUGUAGGUAAUCUGUUACUGUAGUUAGUAGUUUCAAACCAAUCCUCUGUCAAAAUUAGAUAAAGGAGAUGGAAUUAAAGCAACAUACCACUCACACCUAAACCUUCACACUUCCUGUUUCAGGCUUAAUUCUUUUGCUAUGUGGAUAAAGCAGUUUUUCCUCCUCCUGUGCUGCUUAAUAAAGCUAUGAAUUUCAUGACUGAACAUUCAUCACACAAAUAAAGCACUACUGAUCGCCUAUUGUUAAACAUAAAAUAUGCAGGAUUUUUUUUCCUGUUGGGACAAAAUGAGUUAGGGAAAAAUAUUCUCUAAAAUAUGAUAUUCCUGUGUUCAUGUGUUUCCCUGCAAAUCCUGUAAUUAUACUUUUCAUUAAUUCACAGUCAGAGUUGUCAGACUUGAAUUGGCAGCUCGACUUGAGUUUUUGAAUGCACACGUCAUGCUCUGGCUGAGAUAUAUCCUAUGUCAUUCACUUUUAGCUAGCUAAUGUUAGCCCUCUAGCUUCUGAUCCUACAGAAGGAACAACUCUGCCAGUGGUAGGGUGCUACCAGGAUAAGAAAAAUCAGACUUCUGAUCAACAUGGUGUUUGUCUCUGACAUAAUAUUUGUCUUUAGCUCCAUCUUCACAGGAAGAAUAAGGAUUCUUCUGAGUCUUUUACCAAUUGUCAUCAUUGGCCUAGGAGCAAAACACAUUUACGACUGCCCAAAGCAGCCCAUGGUUCCUGUCUACCUGCUAGUAGGAGGAAUUGUCUGUCUGAUGAUCCAGAUCCUCCCCUUUCUUUAUUGCAGCCAAUCAAAUGGCCAACCCUUUCUGCUGUGCCAGAUUCUUAAAAUGUUGCUUCUCAUUUUUUGUCCGAUCUGGCUCUUGACAGGUAGCAUUUUUGUAUACAUGGCAUAUGAACCAAACUACGACUUUCGGCUGUCUGCUGAAUACUGUGAGAGGACCGUCUAUAAGUUUGCUUUCUGGAUUACAAAUGCUAUAUACCUUGCCAUUCUGAUAGCACUGCUCGUACUCUGCUGCAGCUGGCUCCAGAAAUUCUGUAACAAAAGAGCUCAAAAGCAGUGUCACAUAAGGACCGUUUCCUGAAAAUGCUGUAAAUGAAGAGAAAGUCAUUUGGGUAAUGCACCAGCAGGACGUUUUUACUUUUAUAAUCACAGAUGUUAUAAAAAUUACAUGUAAAUGUUUAAAUGGUCGUAUGUAUGUAUUUUAAAGUACAUUACAGAGGGAUCAGGGCAGAGGGAUAAUACAGACUAUAGUACACUACAGUUGUGCUUAAUGUAAUUAAACAAAGAGAUUUA
Messenger RNA from Pangasianodon hypophthalmus (striped catfish), 1587 nucleotides. RefSeq names its product transmembrane protein 272-like. The record is from RefSeq and is a predicted model, not a curated record. The transcript is spliced from 5 exons. NCBI's taxonomy places the organism in Eukaryota, Metazoa, Chordata, Actinopteri, Siluriformes, Pangasiidae. The coding region runs from base 869 to 1375 and encodes 168 amino acids.